Odontomachus brunneus is the source of this 3074-nucleotide messenger RNA. RefSeq names its product PX domain-containing protein kinase-like protein. Gene Ontology annotation, biological process: endosome to lysosome transport; early endosome to late endosome transport; protein phosphorylation. Gene Ontology annotation, cellular component: late endosome; extrinsic component of endosome membrane; early endosome. Gene Ontology annotation, molecular function: protein kinase activity; phosphatidylinositol binding; actin binding. Lineage: Eukaryota; Metazoa; Arthropoda; Insecta; Hymenoptera; Formicidae. The record is from RefSeq and is a predicted model, not a curated record. The transcript is spliced from 8 exons. The coding region runs from base 323 to 2083 and encodes 586 amino acids.
GUCCUUGCCGCGCGCGCACGCGAGGGCGGUGACGUCACAGCAGUGAUAAGGUGAGUGUUGUCGACGGCGACUAUAGCGUUCCGCCGCGCCGGAGAUAGUGGUUGCCUUGCACGUUCGCUCCUCCUACGUGUGUCAGCGCACCGCUUCGGAGCCGCUGACACAGCUGACAUUGAGAAUUGCCCGCGAUAAGUGGCCGUACCGCGCGUUCACCGAUGUUGAAAUGAAGCAGAAGCGCGUCAUGUAUGGCGACGCGCGUAAACGGUGUGAGAGACAGACGCAGUUCGCCCCGUACGGGCCCUGCCUACCCGCGGACUAAUGAUCAAUGGCUUUAUUCGAGAAGAGAUACACGAAUAAAGUGCUGUUAGAUGAUACGGAGCAACUGAUCAGCGUCAUCGAAAAUGCAAGGACCAUCGACGGACAUACGGAAUACGUUAUAAAAACGCAAAGAGGUCCACUUCCUGAAAGAUCUUGGAGAGUGAGCAGACGUUACAAUGACUUCGUUCAGCUCAAUACAGCUUUAUCUAUAUCUGGCUUCGACCUGCCACUACCACCAAAAAGAAUUAUUGGUAAUAUGGAACCAGACUUUAUAGCUCAGCGACAAAUAGCACUGCAGAAUUAUCUAAACAUAGUACUAAUGAAUCCUAUACUAGCAUCUUCACUUCCCAUGAAAAAGUUUUUAGACCCUGAGAAUUAUACUGCACCGUUACAUGAAAUCGCACUGCAACAAGUGUCACUAGCGCUAAGGAGUGACGCGAAUUACGAAGUAUGUAAGCCCAUCCCUGACAUGGGAUGGCGACUAAGGAAGCACUACUAUACAGUGAAAAAUCGGCAGAAUCCGAAGCAGGAGCUUCUGCUAGCCUGGGUUGAAUUCGGUCCUGAUAAACAUUUGCAAGACAAAGACAUACAAGGGGUUUUUAAGACUCUGGGCUCUCUACGGCACACUUACAUCGAACCGAUGGUACACCAACAUGUGACGGACAACGGGGCACUAAUAAUAAGGAAUUUCUAUCCGGCCGGCACGCUGCACGACAUUUUGUGCGUCACCAAGCCUAAGCAACCGUUCAUAAAGAAAUAUGGAAAUCCAAAGCAAAUCAAAUCGUUGACCACGUCUGAAGUUGCAACAUACGGUUAUCAGGUAUUGGAGGCUCUAGGAUACCUUCACGAGAAGGGACUACCUUACGGGCAUUUACACACUGGCAAUAUACUUUUAUCUCAGAGGUGCGCCAAAUUAUUGGAUAUAGAAAAUGGGCUACUCGGCUUGCCAGCGUUUUACCGGCCUUACGUAGUGCAGAGGCGCAAACUACAUGCCACGACUCAAGUUGAUGUGUAUUCAUUCGGACACGUUUUGUACGAAAUGGCGUUUGGACGGCCACUUUUGGAAGCUACAUGCUCCGAGCUGCCGCAUUGUGAAGCGAACCUGAAAAACCUGCUGGAGGUGAUCCUGUCGCCAGAAGCUUUGAAGCAAGAUUUGCCGACGGUGGCUCGAUUAUUGGAACAUCCAUUUUUCGAAUCGGCAAGGCGCGUCGUGUUGGCCAUCGGCGCCGUGGAGAAACCACACUUCAAAUUGAGCAAUCAUCUGAAGGAAGCUCUGCAGGAAGCUGUAAAUAAAGCCGAGCAACGAUUACGCGAUGAACAGAAAGUCGCCCGGCAUCAGAAGAGGCUCGUUAAGGUUCAAGAGAUGAUGAGCUCCGAAGAGGAGAUGAGGAAACGAAAGCAUAAAUUGAAGAAGGAGCAGAAACUAGCACAAGAGCAACGUUCCGCGUCGCAGCUGGGCACUAACGGCACGAAACAAGUAAACGGUAAGAGUCCAGAACGUUCAGACAGCCCGACAAGUACUUCCACGGCUACCAGCGUUGGGACGUUGACUCCUCCAUCGCUUCGUUCCGUGGAAAUUCCGCAAGGAGAUGCAGUUCCUGGCAAAGCCGUUCCACCACCUCCUACGCUGCCAUCAUCAUCGUCUGAAGCAUCCGGUGGUGCAUCGAACAGUAUAUCAAAACCCGCGAAUGAGCGCGCCGCUCUGCUCGGUAGCAUCUGCAACUUCGACAAGACUAGGCUGCGAAGGAUCGCAAAUGGACAUCGUUAGGGGUGCGUUAGACAUAACAGAUACGUAAAAAGAAGCCGCACUGCAAAGAUAAUGCUGGUGCAAUAAUUAUACUACGAAAAAAAGUACUGCUAAAUUAGAACAAACACGGUGUGUACCUGUAGAUUAUUACAUUGGAUUCUAAGGGAUUGUGUAUGGAUGAUAGCUUCGUCGUGCUUCUUGUGACUCCUCUAAUGGUACCGAGUAACUUUUAUUUCGAUCGCGACACUUGUAUUUUAUGAACUUUUAAGAUUUCGACAUAUUAUUUAUAGAUGCUCGCGCUACGUAAAUACGUGCGGUUUUGUAGCUUAUAACGAAUAAAUUAAGAGUACAAUAUAUCAAAUUUGUGAUAUAUAUGUAUAUGUAUAUAUAUUGGUCCAUUUUAGCGUCUGGCCUACGUUUAUAUGAGAUAUAAUACAAUGCUUGCUUCACUGUAUUAGACCAGCCGUCCAGGAACGAGCCUAAACGAACGAAAACAACCAAUCAAAAAAUCGAAAUGCUUUUGAAAAUUUGCCACUUUACGAAUCGUCCUAUAUUAUAUUCUUCCCAUAUAUGGAACUAUGUACACGUUUCCUAAGAAGAUAGAGAUUACCUAACUUAUAUAAAGAUAUACUGGAUAAUAUAUAAUAAUUAGGACUGUUCAAUUAUAUAUUAUCUAGUUAAAAUAUUUGGAACGUACAGUAAUAUAUGUUGGGAGCAAUCUGCCACGUUUUUAGAUUUAUUUUAAUUAUUUACCAUUAUGAGACGAAUUAAAGUCAAACGCGUGUACCAUCUCGAGAAAUCGCGUUUUUCUAGUCUAACACAUAUCCCGGUCUUGUACAACAAUCAGUAGUACCGUAGAAUUUUAUAGAUCUGAUGAUAUACAUUUGAUUUAAAUGCGAGUCAAGUUUCGCGAUCGACUUAACUUAUAACUUGUUAAUUAUUCAUCGCGGGUAGCUCGUUUAUUAUUAUCCUUUCGUGUAUAUAUUGAACUUGUUUAAAUACAAAAAGAAAA